CAAAGUACACAAGUUAGCCACUUAAAGUUGAAACUAACUUUUGUCGUACCUAACAGUCUCUGAGAACCGGCAUCUGGAUCUCUCUUUUUUAGUCUCGGCAUCUUCCUCGUUGAUCCUCAAUACAGAGAGGAAGAAGAAGAAGAAAUCAAUAAAAUGAAUGUUGCUGGGGUGGUUGGUGGUGGUAGUGGAGGCGGAGGCGGAGGAGACACCGAUCUCAAAUCCUCAUCACUCUCUGAAUGGACCUUCACUGUAUCCCGCCGAUACCAACACCUCCUCGACAAGUCAACUCCACACGUCCUCCACCGUUGGAUCGGUUUCGCCGUCGUCUUGUUCAUCUACGCCCUUCGUGUUUACUUCGUUCAAGGUUUUUACAUCAUAACUUACGGCCUCGGAAUCUACAUCCUUCAGCUCUUCCUCGCUUUCCUUUCCCCUCAGGUUGAUCCAGAACUUGAUGGUCCGUCUCUACCUACCAGCCGAUCCGAAGAAUUCCGCCCCUUUGUCCGCCGCCUACCUGAAUUUAAGUUCUGGUACUCAAUUACAAAAGCAUUUUGUAUCGCUUUUACACUGACAUUCUUCAGCAUGUUUGAUGUGCCUGUAUUUUGGCCAAUUCUAUUGUUCUAUUGGCUUGUACUCUUUGUUUCAACAAUGAAGAGGCAAAUAAUGCAUAUGAUAAAAUAUAGAUACGUUCCCUUCACUUUCGGAAAACGGCGUUACAAUGGAAAGAAAGCAUCUGUGGUUGAUGAUGGAGACUCUGGUCGACCUUGAGCCUGUGGUGAGUGGUGAGUGGUGAGUGGUGAGUGGUGAGUGGUGAGUUCACCUCAAAUAUAUCUAUCUUCUUUAGGGAACCACGGAUUUGUGAAAGCCAUAGAAAAAGUGUAUUCUUUGUUGUAGCAUUUUUUUUUCCAUGUAGUAUUUAUAGUUCCUUUUUUAUUCGAAAUUUUGAUCAAUCACAGUUUGGACGCCUUUUUUAUUUAUAAAUUAAUAACAAUUUCUUCUAUUAGCAACA
Molecule: messenger RNA, 1006 nt
Organism: Lactuca virosa
Lineage: Eukaryota; Viridiplantae; Streptophyta; Magnoliopsida; Asterales; Asteraceae
Source: the annotation of a GenBank genome assembly